ACACCCAUAACGUCCCCAAAAUGCGUUUAAACUGAUUUAACAAAAAGGAAGUUUGUAGAAAACGUGAAACAUAAACAACACAAAACAGGACAGGACAACGACGCGGAGUUUUCAAAUAGUGGCGCCGUUGGGCCGUGUCCCAAUUCGUUGAACAUCUCCGUACUACGCUGCCUUGUUGCUGUAUUAGUCGUCACGACGUGGAGAAAGAAAGUAAAUUCGACGUUUUGAUUGAAUAUACGUAAUCACUAGGUUUUCUAUGUAGUAAAUAUAGCACUUAUCUUUUCAGUUAACAUGAUUAUUAAAAAAACAAGGUGGAAAGAAAGGGAACAGUCUCACAAAAUCGAUCAACGCCUGAUUUUUUUUACUACGAACGUCAUAUUAAAGCGCCUCUAAAUGCUUGUUGCUAUGGAGACGAGGCUCGUGUUUACAGACUGACGACUGGUUUUUUUUCUUCACGUUUUUAUUUUCAACCAUGGACUCAAAAAUACACAUAGAAAUUGUCGGUUUAAUUAAAGACUGUAAUUUCCAUGUUGCCAAAAGUAUUGCCGAGGGAUUAAAACAGAAGUUUCCUGAUGCAUUUCUGGAUCCAAAAAUUCAACCACUACUCGAAUUUGACUGGCACACAUAUCUGUGCCACAAGAAAAUGGAGCUGCGUGGUGAAGCGUGGCAGUACUCCAGCAGCCUGAUGUGCUUUCUGAACGGCAUUCUCCUUGGUAAUGAGAAGGAUCUCGCUGGCUGGGCUAAGAAUCAGUGGAGUUUCUCUUUCACUCGGCCGCAGGCUUUCUAUAUGGCUCUCACUGAGGACUACUACACCAAACACCUGCGGAACACUGGGCAUCAGUUUGUCUUCAUGGAUAUUGAGAUAGCAGGAGAGGCAGUAGGGAGGUUAUUGUUUGAGCUGUUCUCAGAUGUUUGUCCAAAGACAUCAGAGAACUUUGAGGCUCUGUGCACAGGAGAACGUGGUCCGUCACAGAGCGGCUUCCCACUUUCCUACAAGGGCUCUGUGUUUCAUCGUGUGGUGCCCAGUGGCUGGGUGCAAGGAGGAGAUAUUUCUCCAGAGAGGAGAGGUGAUGGAGGGGAGUCCAUCUAUGGACCAACUUUUGAAGAUGAGAGCUUUGCCGUGUCCCACAUUAGACGGGGCACUCUAGGAAUGGCCAAUAAGGGUCCCCACAGCAAUGGAUCCCAGUUCUACAUCACCCUGCAGCCCACACCCUGGAUGGACAGGACCUAUGUUGCCUUUGGCCGUGUGGUUGAGGGUGUCGACGUCCUCAAGAGAUUAGAAGGAGCUCUGACUUGCAAUGAAAGACCCAAGUAUGAAUGUAAAGUUAAGGAUUGUGGAGUAUUUAAGUUUUAAGCUUAGUGUUUAAAUUAUUUUUUCCCAAUGUUUUUCAUGUAAUCAAAUAAACCUGGAAUACAUGUAACA
Messenger RNA from Sander lucioperca (pikeperch), 1423 nucleotides. It is a transcript of the gene ppil6, whose product is annotated as peptidylprolyl isomerase (cyclophilin)-like 6. The record is from RefSeq and is a predicted model, not a curated record. Gene Ontology annotation, biological process: protein peptidyl-prolyl isomerization. Lineage: Eukaryota; Metazoa; Chordata; Actinopteri; Perciformes; Percidae. Gene Ontology annotation, molecular function: peptidyl-prolyl cis-trans isomerase activity. The coding region runs from base 473 to 1354 and encodes 293 amino acids. The transcript has 8 exons.